AUGAGCCAGCUUAAGCUUCCGCCCUACCAAAAGAGGAAAAUUAGUCCGUCCGGACGACCUCAAACGCUUAACAUCAGUGGCGGCCUUGCCGCAGCAACUACCAGCAGCAAAAAGUCUCCUCUCGGCUAUGGACUGCAGAGUCCCGAGGAGUCUCCCUCACUUCCGGAUGGUUACGUUCCGCUGCAUAGCCAAGUCGCGGGUCAUGCCUUUCACAAAGGUACCGGAUCGCUAGGUCUGCUCAAGUGUAUCGACGAUGGUUCCGUGUUGAAACCGGCCGCUAAGUUGCUGGCUGGUGCACGGGAGCUAAAGUUCUACCAACAGAUCGAAGCAGCCGAUGCUAAGCAGAAGGAGUUGCUGCUAUUACGCCAGGUGAUACCACAGUUUCGUGGUCAUCUGCAGCUACCGGUUAAUGGGGAGCUGUUGGAGUUCCUGAAGCUUGAAGACCUGACCCAGGGCAUGCUGGAACCGUGCAUUAUGGACAUCAAGAUCGGUCGUCGGUCAUGGGAUCCGAUGGCGACGGAGGAAAAGCGUAACUACGAGGCAUCCAAGUACGUCGAGAGCCGUGAAGCGUACGGUUUUUGCAUACCGGGGUUUCAGGUCCAUUCGCUGCAGCAGAGCGGUCGGCUGCUUCGCUACGGCAAGGAGUACGGCAAAAAACUAAACGUCGUCACUGUAAAGGAUGCGUUUCGCAAAUUUCUAAAUGCCGAUCAAGGUUUCUGUCGGCAGCAGUUGAUCCUUUUCCUCACGGAUCUCUGGAACAUACAGAAGUGGGCACGAACGCAAACUUCGUACCGUCUUUACGCUAGCUCGGUGCUGCUUAUAUACGAUGCACGACGCUUGAAACCGGUGCUCCAGCAUGCCGGUAAACGAUCGCCAAGAAGCCCUGCGGCUGUCUACACACCUACCACACCGCCUACACCGGUGCUGCAGCGUAGUGGUAGCACCGGUACACCUGCCACAACCCCUACCUUCUCUACGACGUCCGUUAACGAGCUGGGCGAUGUGGAACCGCUGCAGCACUACUUCAAGAUCCAGCGAAGUCAUUCCACCAAUCAUAACUAUGAUGAGGAUAUUAAGGUAAUGAAGCAAAAUUAUACCUUCAUGUUGGACAACCUUGUUGGCUCGUACGAGGAGAAAAUCUGGGCCAAGGCGCGAAUGAUCGACUUUGCGCACACGUUCCCGGCACAGGCACAGUCCACCAACGAACGGCCCACGGUUGACCACAACUACCUCGAGGGCAUUGAUAAUUUGGUGAAGCUGUUCGAGGGUUUCCUGCGUGAUUGUGAAAUUCAAAACGCUCCACCGCGGCUGGCACUGAGCUGA
Messenger RNA from Anopheles aquasalis, 1323 nucleotides. Its product is annotated as inositol polyphosphate multikinase-like. The record is from RefSeq and is a predicted model, not a curated record. Gene Ontology annotation, biological process: inositol phosphate biosynthetic process. Lineage: Eukaryota; Metazoa; Arthropoda; Insecta; Diptera; Culicidae. Gene Ontology annotation, cellular component: nucleus; cytoplasm. Gene Ontology annotation, molecular function: inositol-1,4,5-trisphosphate 3-kinase activity; inositol tetrakisphosphate kinase activity.